Molecule: messenger RNA, 4586 nt
Organism: Eptesicus fuscus (big brown bat)
Lineage: Eukaryota; Metazoa; Chordata; Mammalia; Chiroptera; Vespertilionidae
Gene: KCTD5
Product: potassium channel tetramerization domain containing 5
Exons: 6
Coding region: 43-747 (234 amino acids)
Biological process (GO): protein homooligomerization; proteasome-mediated ubiquitin-dependent protein catabolic process
Cellular component (GO): Cul3-RING ubiquitin ligase complex; cytoplasm
Molecular function (GO): cullin family protein binding
Source: RefSeq, a predicted model, not a curated record
CGCUUCCGGUAAAGGGGAGCUGUGGCUGGGCUUGCUGGGAUCAUGGCGGAGAAUCACUGCGAGCUUCUACAGCCGGCUCCAGGCGGUUUCGGGGCGGGGUUGGGGGGCGGCUUGUGCCGCCGCUGCAGCGUGGGGCUCGGCGCCCUGGCCCAGCGCCCCGGAAGCGUGUCCAAGUGGGUCCGGCUCAACGUCGGCGGCACGUAUUUUCUCACCACCCGGCAGACGCUGUGCCGGGAUCCGAAAUCUUUCCUGUACCGUUUGUGCCAGGCCGACCCCGACCUGGACUCGGAUAAGGAUGAAACAGGUGCCUAUUUAAUCGACAGAGAUCCCACCUAUUUUGGGCCUGUGCUGAAUUACCUGAGACAUGGAAAGCUGGUCAUUAACAAAGACCUUGCAGAGGAAGGAGUGUUGGAGGAAGCGGAAUUUUACAAUAUCACCUCACUAAUAAAACUUGUAAAGGACAAAAUUAGAGAACGAGACAGCAAAACAUCACAGGUGCCAGUGAAGCAUGUUUACCGUGUACUUCAGUGUCAGGAGGAGGAGCUCACGCAGAUGGUGUCCACCAUGUCCGAUGGCUGGAAGUUUGAGCAGCUGGUCAGCAUUGGCUCUUCCUACAACUAUGGGAGUGAAGACCAGGCCGAGUUCCUCUGUGUGGUCUCCAAGGAGCUGCACAACUCCCCGUACGGCACUACCAGUGAGCCCAGCGAGAAAGCCAAGAUUUUGCAAGAACGAGGUUCAAGGAUGUGAGGAGCACAGUGCUGACAGCUGACGAAACGUUUUACUUUUCCCAAGAUGAAAUGAACCGCCAUGUCGAGGAAGCUUGGCCGUGAGAAGAAACCUGCUUUUGACAAUUUUCUAUAGAGAUCUGGGUGUGAAUCCUUUUUUGCCUCUGAGGUGGGUGGUGAGAGACGUGACCAGCUGUCCAAGGCCGGGCAUCCGCAUCCCCCACUAGGAGGAGGUGUGCUGGCCAGGCGGGCGUUGCUAUGGGAGCCUUCGCUCGAUUUUUUCCAAGUGCCACACAGGCCCGAGGAAGGAUGCUCCUGACCAACCCCUUUAAUCACCGAAGAUCAUUCAGAGGACAGCGUUCUUGGUGCUACACAAACAGUCUGUAACGGAGCCUGGGCCUUGCUGGUAGCAAGUGGUCGCAGGGCUGUGGCCCCGGGCUCUGGGUGUCUGCCGAUCACCCACACCGCACCAGGCCCUGGUUCUCCGGUCAGAGAGUCAUGCCUAGGUAUGAUUGAGUUCUCACAGCCUUGGGCAGCUUUUGACAGAGGUGGCCUCUGUAUGUUCACUACUUCCUGGACCCCCACCCCAAGGCUGGGCCUCCUUCAGAGCCAUGUUCCCCUGGCCUGACCUGGCCUGGAACGGUCAAGUCGUCUUCACUUGUAUUUUCCAGGCAAGAGACCUUUGCAUCUCUUAUUUCCAGUGUGGAUAGACUUCCCAAUGUUUUUACUUUUUAGAAACGCCUAAAAGUGUUGCUGCAUUUUGGAUUGAUCUGUUAAGUCCUUUAAAGGGAGGGAGAAAUUUUGUGUUGUUCCUCCCACCCAUGGGCUCUUGGAGGAGCUGGCGCUCGUCAGUGCCUUUGUCUCGCCUGGGAUGGAGGUCAGGCGGGAGGCCUGUCCACCUGGCUUCUGGAGCUGAAAUUCCGGGUCAUGUUGAAAAUUGGAUGUUUACAGCGCAUCACAAAUAUUUCUCUUUCUUGCCGGCUCUUUCAUUUUCUUUGUAUAACUAUGCAGUUCUCUGAUAUUUCUGGGAUGUUUGAGACUCCACACAUGGGCUCUGCCCACCUUACAUGACAUUGGAACUACAAGGAUUCCUCUAAAACCUGCUAUCCACAUGCUUUGAGAACAGACCUUUCUGAGCUGGUCGUGGAAACAGCCUGGGGGACCUGGCUCGGACAGGCAGCUCUCUGCUUCCUGACCUAGGGCUUCCCCGGAAGCUGUGCACACCGACACCGGGGCUGCUGACAUGUCGGGCAGAGGCUCUGGCACGUCUAGUUUCAAAUGCUUCCGGAGGCAUCUCACCUGUGCCCUCUUCUCCUUUGCCAAUAAAUAACCUGAUUAACCAAGUUCUCCAGCACCUAGGACUUACCUACUCCUUUUUGUAAGGUCUGUUGUAUGUUGUUAAAUGUUUGGCUUCAACCAUUUAUAGCGACCUUUCUAUAGGGCAUAUUUAGCCCCUGGUGACCCGAUCUCCUCAUGGAGCCUGGGGAGGAGGGCGGCCUUGUGGGCCUCAGGGUAUACCUGUGGGGCACUGCUGGCCGCUUAUUGUUGUUUAAUUUGUGACCUUGACAUCAUAGAUAGGAUUUUUUUUUUAAUUUAAAGAUAUUAAGACUUAAUUCACUAAAAUUUAUUCUAAGGGGAUAUUUAUACUUUUAUACUUUUUUAGGUAUCGUAUUUUAUCAGCUGACAGUUUAAUGCCUAAGUUUCCCCUAAAAAUAGCAAAUAAAAUUGUGUAUUUAUGAAUGAGCAGAGCAACUGUUAAUAUCUUAAAAUGCAUGGAAAAGCUCUUGGCAACACUGGGCAUGGUUAGUGGCCAGGGUGGAGCUGGGCCAUCCACCUGUCCAUUACUGUCCAGCCUGGGGACUGGCUAGGGGGUUAGUGCAGCACAUGUCCGGGGACAAGAUCAUCUGUGAGUGACUUAUUUUAAAGUGCUGAUGUCUCAUCAAGUUUGGCGUGCCCACCUGUCUUGUCUCUUACUCUGGCCAGUAACACCAGCUUCAAAUUCCUUCACGUCCUUGGGCACUGCGAGCCUCCCACCCCCAAUGCCACCCUCCCCACAGUCGCUCCGGCUCCCACUGGUGGCUGCUGUGCGACAGCGCCUGGGGUGCUCUCCACGCUUUAGGGAAAUUCCUGUGUCCCUGGAGAGCUCUGGCAUCCUGAGGCUGUCUAGGAUGUCCUCGAUCACAAGGUUUUGGAGUCUCCGGCAUUCCAAACUUCCAGCCUCUCAGGAGUGUCUGUCCUGUUUCCAGGUGUGGGGCCGGCCUGGCCAGGGGCCCCAGGGCCCUGGGUGGGGACCUGUUCUGCCUGCCCAGGCUGGGGGUAGGAACUGCCUGCCUGGGGGCUGGGCUCUUCCAUAGCUCCAUGUACAGCCCGGGGCACAUGGCAAAGGACUCCAAGUUCUGCUCUGAGGAGUUUGCUUUCUGAACAGACUAAACUUGGCAUCCCGCAGCUCCCUGAUGUCAACAGCAAACCUGGACAUGCCUCUAGGUCCCUCUGCCAGGUGGGUACUUGGGAGAGGUUCCAGAGUAUCUUGGGUAUCUCUGUCAAAGUCCUCAGAUUGUCUUCUGUUUGAGCCAAGGACUGGAAAGGAAACAGCCAUCUAAUCUGGGUCCUGAGGUUGAUGAGGGAGCCCUGCCCCUUGGUCCUCAUCCUCCAAGCAUAGCCUGCCUGCCAUGGGGGUGUGUGAGGAGGGGCAGGUGACAGCUUUCGGGGCAGCCUCGGGGCCACCAGCCCUGUAGCUCCAGGAAGCCAGAGGACAGGACAGGAGGGCAAGGCGGGUGCUUGGUGUGUGCAGGCUCCCUUCGAGGAUCCCCAGCUGCUGGGCCUCCUGCAGAGCCCAUGUCUGGAACCUUCCAGGGCUCUGCACAGGGGCAGGCACCACCCCUUGACCCCUUGCUUUGCCCCUCCUCUCCCCUGUGUUUACUUGUGUCCAACCAACAGGUGCUUCUGGCAUCUUUUGUCUUGCCCUGAGCUGGUGGCAAUGGCUGGCGGCUGCCCUGUUACCCACUGGUCACUGAGCCCUAUGGAGGCAAUAAAGAGUUGAGCCUAUAGGGCAGCUAUUAGUCCCACGGAGCCUGUGGCAGGCCUGUGGGUGCUGAGGCCCAGGUGCGCCUUCAGCGGAAGCAGCUCCACUCUGGCACCUUUGGAGCGAGCUGUGCUUCCCUGAGACAGACUAAAACUCUGACACAUGCACAACCCGGUGGAAGAGGUGAGGCCCUGGCUUUAGGGGCUUUGAUUCGCAUCCCCUCUUGUCUUCCCUGUCCAUGCCUCCUGAGCACCUGAGCUCUUGGUGGUGGCACAGACCUAGGACUCUGCUCGAGGCACACAGUCAGGCAUCCUGCUACAUCAGAGCCAUGGCUGACCUCUGGUCCUUGAGGCCAGAAGGGGUCUGGGGUAUUGGCCCAGCAGUUUUCCUUCCUGGGGCUCCUGUGGGCUGGUCAUAAUGCUUAUGUGUGCAUGCCCAUGUGUGGGUGUGGGUGCAUAUCUGGGAUUUCUGGGCUUGGUUGUGGCCCACAGGAGGGGUAUCUGGUCCCCCAACUCUUGCUUCACCUAUAAGCUGAUGUGGUUCCUGCCCUGGGUUGGGCCUGCUCCCCUCUGCCCCCUGUGGAGCAGCAGACAGUCUCCGGUUCUCCAAAGUGUUCUUCCUGCUACUGACCUAGACCUGGUACUGCCACCCACCCUGGCAGAUGGCUCUUGAGGUACUGCUUGGAGACAGUGUGGAAAGUUGUGUCAGAGCCACAUCCCUGCCAAGGGUGGGAAAGGGGACUGGUGACAGAUGGGGGCAUGUCUCUCCUUAACCUCUGUUCACAGCACUAAGGGUGCCGUGAACUGAAAGGUAUGAAAUAAACCUGCUUUCUCUUUUCA